AUGAAUGCAAAUUCAGGUUACUGCUGCAUCAUACCUGUACCUCAGUUACCUAGUCCAGCUGGUUAUUACUGUCCCACAGGAUCCCAGGUCCCAGUUGAGUGUCCAGUUGGUCAUUACUGUCCUCAGGACACUGUUUUCAGCCAUGAUGGCUCCAGAUGGGUCAUUGGUGCCAGUAAGCCAGUGAAGUGCCCCCUGGGAUACAGGGAGUACAAUGGAUCCAACAGAAGCACCUUCAACAACACUUGCGAACCUUGCCCUGCUGGUUACUAUGGGAACCACGAUAAUCGCCAGGUCUGCCGCAAAUGCCAAGCAGGGGUGGUCUGUCUUCAAGGAGCUACCACCACUGAUCCACCAUCAAACGUGAAUGACUAUGGGAUUGCAGCAGCCAGAUCUUACAUCUGUCCAAAAGAAUGGAUAAUUCAUUGGAAGAAUUUACUUUCUCCACAAUUGUUUGCAGGUCACUACUGCCCUCCGGCAAGCCCUGAGCCAAUCCCUUGUCCUAAAGGUACUUACAAUCCGAGUGAAAGAGCAGUGAGUGCUGACAGUUGCUUGAAAUGUCCCACAAAUUACUUCAACCAUUUAACAGGCCAGGGAGCCUACUUCUCCUGUGGCUCCCAGGCUGAACAGCCUGAAGAAGGACAGGACAUCUGCAUUUGCCAUCAGAAAGGGGAAAUCUUCCAGCCUACUGAUUCUCAUUGCACGUGUGCUUUGAGACACCGACUGGUAUCUAAAGGAACAAGGGCAUGUGUCAGGAAGUUGUACAAUAUCUGCCGAGAUGGGACCAGCAGAAAUCAGGAUGGAGUCUGUCUCACAAAAGAUGAGUGGAAAGAAUAUUGCUCUCUGAAGGUUUGUGCUUCCCCUGUAGAUUACCAGGGAUUUGAUGAAGUUCUCGGCCUGUGUCUCUGUCAGACAGAGAGUCUGGACAUGGUGUGCGAUUGGAAAUGCAGACAAUUACAGUGGAGCAGACUGCAGAUAACUUGUAAAGGAAGGGAACAGUUCCAUAUCACUUUCAGAGAUGGUUCAAAGGUUGAUGUGCCUUUGAAAGAUAUUGGAAGAGUUUUGAACAGCAGGAACAUUAUCAAAGGAGGCCUGUGUCACAAACAACAGCCAGUGCACUUGGUGGAAAUGUCUGAUAAAGGUUUUCUGGGUGUAUAUGAUCCAGAUCCCAUGAAGUUGAAGAGAUUGCUGGAGAUGAACUUGCAACAUCAUCCAUUAUUAACUGUGUCUCCAGAUAAUGCAACAUCACAAAGUCCUGAAGAUCCUGGACCUCACUGGUCACGAAUACCCCAGGUUGCUGACUCUACCACAAAUGGCACCUUGUUUUUGGGCAUCAUCAACCCCACAACCUGCAUCCACAUUGGGAGUAUCAUCAUGUUCAUUGUGUCCAAUAGAUAUUAUCCUGUGUAUGACAUUGAAAAUCUUUACAACACCAACAGUGAGUUUGACUGGGGAGCAUUGCGUGACCUUACAGAGGAGAUGGAACCCAACUCAAGCACAUCUUGGCUUUUCUUGUAUCACUUCAGCCAGCCUGGGGUACAUGUCUUUCAAAUGAACAAGGAUCCUAACAAGAAGAUGUAUAUCCAAGUGAUGCCUGUCAGAGGCCAGUGCUAUGAAGAAGGCCCUUUCUUCCCAACCACAGCCAGAAAUAUGGUCUGCAUCGGUAUCAGCAGGAGCAGAGACUUAUGGCUGAAUCCAGACUGGUUCCUCAUUUCCAGCUUGCUGAUAGCAUCAGUCGUAAUGGUCGGUGUCUGUGCAGGAUUGUUGAUUGGCGUCAAAUCACCUGUGUUAUGAAGGAGGUGUCAACAUCUCACUUGAUAAUUAAAACCGAAACACCCAGAGAAGCUCACCCCACCUCGUAAUCUGCUAAUGAAGUCUGGAAAAACUUGCCUGUCACCACCCCCCAACCUGUUAUAAAGGGGAAGUUAAAUGAAAUGAAUUACUGAUACUCACUCUUUAC
Rhincodon typus (whale shark) is the source of this 1957-nucleotide messenger RNA. RefSeq lists its product as uncharacterized. The transcript is spliced from 12 exons. The record is from RefSeq and is a predicted model, not a curated record. Bases 1 to 1791 code for a protein of 596 amino acids. NCBI's taxonomy places the organism in Eukaryota, Metazoa, Chordata, Chondrichthyes, Orectolobiformes, Rhincodontidae.